This is a messenger RNA of Psilocybe cubensis, 1017 nucleotides long. RefSeq lists its product as uncharacterized. The transcript is spliced from 5 exons. Bases 1 to 1017 code for a protein of 338 amino acids. The record is from RefSeq and is a predicted model, not a curated record. Lineage: Eukaryota; Fungi; Basidiomycota; Agaricomycetes; Agaricales; Agrocybaceae.
AUGCCUUCGGCUUUCCUUACUGCCUUGGUUCCCUUGUUGUCAAUUGCUCUCGCUAGAGGCUUUACUCCUCUGGUUUCCAAACGCGUACCAUGGGACCAAAUACCUUACAAGGUCGACACAGACGUUGGGCUUAUCAGAGGAGACCAGCUGGGAUAUAACAUUUGUAACUCCACGACGGAAGGACCUACGUCUCUCUGUCAGACCGCGUAUAUCAACUCUCUAGAUGAUUUCUGCAUAUGGGCCCCUCCGAACCCCGGAAAGACCGUCGGAGAGAUCGAGGGCGAGAUGAUCGCGUGGUGUACAAAACCUGGCCAUGGAACGCGUGUCAUGCCUGAAGGGACACUGACCGGUGUCCAGCUUACGAAGACACCGGAUUAUAUUCAAGUUGUUGGAUUCAUGGAUCAGACGAAGAUAAACAUGGUGGCUGGUGAUGAAGGUGGAGAGAUGGAUCCUCACGGAGCGGAUCAGAGGGGAAAUCCUAUGGGAGGGUUGGUUUACACCAAUGCUUUCACCGGAACAUAUACUCAGGUCAUCGAAUGGCACAAUUUUAAUGGUGGUAAUUACUUCUGCUUUAAGGCAUGCGAUCCGCGAGGCAAGGACGAUGCGAAGUUCUGCCAACAUAUUUACGACACACAGGGAUGCGGGUUUAACGCGCCUUCAAAUGCAAAAGACAAAGUCUUUGAAUCCUGUGCUGGUGACUCUCAGGCAUUCCCUGGUGUCGGUCCACCAGUAGUGCCGUCCAGCUUCUCUUGCAGUCAAUACCAAAGUACAGAUAUCUAUCUGAAAGGCACUCAGGUCCCCGUCCCCGGCGCCUCCACUAUUUCGUUCAGUUCAACGCCCACGCCAUCUCUUCCUAGUACGAAGUCAUCCCAAUCACCUACAUCUGGAGCAACCACUGGGUCUAAGACUAACAGCGGCAGCUCUGCUCCUAGUCAAACCAGUAAUGCUGGUGCGAUAGCUGUCCCGGCCAUCAUGUCCAUGGCAGGCCUCCUACUUCCUUUACUUUUGCUCAAUUAA